Messenger RNA from Cyprinus carpio (common carp), 1683 nucleotides. RefSeq names its product DnaJ heat shock protein family (Hsp40) member B14 (gene dnajb14). NCBI's taxonomy places the organism in Eukaryota, Metazoa, Chordata, Actinopteri, Cypriniformes, Cyprinidae. Gene Ontology annotation, molecular function: Hsp70 protein binding. Gene Ontology annotation, biological process: cellular response to misfolded protein. Gene Ontology annotation, cellular component: endoplasmic reticulum membrane. The record is from RefSeq and is a predicted model, not a curated record.
AUGCACCAUUGAAGUUGGACGCCAGCCGCCGUUAAACAUCAAGGAAGAAGAAGAAGAAGGUAAAAUGAUGGAAGGAAACCGGGACGAAGCUGAAAAAUGUUUGAAUAUCGCUAUCAAAGCCUUCGAGGAUGGCAAUAAAGACAAGGCUUUGAAAUUCCUCAACAAAGCAGAAAAGCUCUAUCCAACCGAUAAAGCAAAAGUAUUGUUGGAAGCCUUGCUGAGGAAUGGUACUUCGACAGGGAACAGCACUGCAUUUUGUAGGAAGGCAUCAAAUGGAACUGACCCCGGAUCCCAAACCCAGCAUGAGACACAGAAACAGGACUCAGCAGCUGCAGACUUAACAAAAGGAUUUACCAAGGAGCAAGCUGAAGGGGUACAGAGGAUAAAGAAGUGUAAGAAUUACUAUGAGGUACUGGGUAUCAGAAAAGAUGCCAACGAUGAGGAACUGAAAAAGGCCUACAGAAAACUGGCUUUGAAAUUCCACCCUGACAAAAACCAUGCACCAGGAGCAACUGAGGCUUUUAAAAAGAUUGGAAAUGCUUAUGCAGUGCUCAGUAACCCAGACAAGAAGAGGCAGUAUGAUGUCAGUGGAGCAGAGGAUCCCAGCAGCCCAAGUUACAACGCUCAUGGAGGAUUUGAUUUCCACAGAGGUUUUGAGUCUGAUAUUACACCUGAAGAACUCUUUAACAUGUUCUUUGGAGGAGGCUUCGCUUCAUCGAACACACAUGACUUCAGUAAUGGCCGAACACACAGUCACCAUCCGGAUGAAACCAGAAGAGCGAGAGCAGAGGAGAGGGGAGAUGGUGGGUUCUCCAUGUUUAUUCAGCUGAUGCCAAUCGUUGUGCUGGUCUUGGUCUCAAUCCUCAGCCAGCUGCUGGUGUCCACACCACCUUAUAGCCUGUACUCAAGACCGUCCACAGGACAGACUGUUAAAAGACAAACAGAGAACCUGCAUGUGGAUUAUUUUGUCACCAGAGAUUUCAAAUCAGAAUAUAAGGGCUCAGCUUUGCUAAAGAUUGAGAAGAGUGUAGAAGAGGAUUAUGUUUCUAAUGUGCGAAACAACUGCUGGAGGGAAAGACAGACAAAAACAGACCUACUGUAUGCUGCUAAGGUCUACAGAGACGAAAGACUACAACGGAAGGCUGAACUCAUGACCAUGGAGAACUGCAAAGAGCUGGAUAGAUUAAACGAUCUGUUCCGUGGAGGAUAAACCUGAAACUGGAACUAAUGGACAUUUAUGAAAAUAAGAUAUCAUAGGUAUAAAUGUAAAUAUUUAUAGUUUGGUGUUUUUUUUGUUUUUUUUUUAAUACAUUCUUAUAGAAAGAAAACAUUUAACUAAUGAGAGAGUUCAAAAGUCCCUCAUCUUCCACUGGAAUAUACUUUGCUUCAAGGUUUUUCAAAUCAACUGAGAAAAAGAUCAUUUUUACCUAGCAAUCCAUUUUUAAUCUGUUUCUCUUUUAUGCCUGAUUAGACUAAAUCGUGAGAAAUGAUCUUAGAUGUUCUACACUUGAACACAACCUUUUUUUCUUUCUUGACUACUUGAACCCAAACCUUUGACUUUUGACUCCAUGUCAUUGUUGCUCUCCUUGUUAAGUUUUUAAGUGCUACUAACUUGAAGAGACCACUAUUUUGAAUCUUAAUGAAACUUAAAUUGUACAAAUAAAAUAAAAACAUUUAAACAGA